AUGAUCCAGUCUCUCAAUCAUCUCAAUGCUGGCCGCACCCGCAUCGAGUGGCUCUCGCAGCUCAAGACCGACCAUACCCCCGCCAAGGAGUACCGCCGCACCUCCAUCAUUGGUACCAUUGGGCCCAAGACAAACUCCCCCGAGAAGAUCAAUGCUCUGCGCCGCGCCGGCCUCAAUGUCGUCCGCAUGAACUUCUCCCACGGCUCCUACGAAUACCACCAGUCUGUCAUUGACAAUGCACGGAAGGCAGAGGCUACCCAGCCCGGCAGGCCGUUGGCCAUCGCCCUGGACACCAAAGGCCCCGAGAUCCGCACAGGCAACACCGUCGACGACGCCGACAUUCCCAUCAGCGCUGGCGAUAUCAUUAACAUCACCACCGAUGAUGCAUAUGCGACCAAGAGCGACAACAAGAACAUGUAUGUCGACUACAAGAACAUCACCAAGGUCAUCACCCCCGGCCGCACCAUCUACGUCGACGACGGCGUCCUUUCCUUCGAGGUGCUCGAAGUCGUCGACGACAAGACGUUGAAGUGCAGGUGCAACAACAACGGCAAAAUCUCCUCUAAGAAGGGCGUCAACCUCCCCAAGACCGACGUGGACCUCCCCCCGCUGUCCGAGAAGGACAAGGCCGACAUCCGCUUCGGCGUGAAGAACGGCGUCGACAUGAUCUUUGCCUCCUUCAUCCGCCAAGGGAGCGACAUCGUUGCCAUCCGAGAGGUUCUCGGCGAGGAGGGCAAGGAUAUCCAAAUCAUUGCCAAGAUUGAGAAUCAGCAGGGUGUCAACAACUUUGACGACAUUCUCAAGGAGACCGACGGUGUCAUGGUUGCACGUGGCGAUCUCGGUAUCGAGAUUCCUCCCAGCCAGGUCUUCAUCGCGCAGAAGAUGAUGAUUACAAAGUGCAACAUCGCCGGGAAACCCGCCAUCUGCGCUACCCAGAUGUUGGAGUCCAUGACUUACAAUCCCCGCCCGACCCGUGCAGAAAUCAGCGAUGUUGGCAACGCUGUCCUGGAUGGUGCCGACUGUGUCAUGUUGUCCGGCGAGACGGCAAAGGGCAACUACCCGGUUGAGGCUGUCACCAUUAUGCACGAGACAUGUCUGCUCGCCGAGACGGCUAUCCCCUACAUUAGCGCCUUCGACGAGCUGAGAAGGGCUGCCCCUAUCCCGUGUCCUACGACAGAGACCUGCGCCAUGGCUGCCGUGAGCGCGAGCUUGGAGCAGAAUGCCGGAGCAAUUCUUGUCCUGACCACCAGCGGUACGACUGCGCGUCUCGUCUCCAAGUACAGGCCCGUCUGCCCCAUCAUCAUGGUUACGCGUAACGCGAGGGCUGCACGCUACUCCCAUCUCUACCGCGGCGUGUAUCCCUUCUAUUUCCCCGAGCCCAAGCCGGACUUCAAGAGUGUUCCCUGGCAGGAGGACGUCGACCGCCGUUUGAAGUGGGGAAUCAUGAAUGCCAUCAAGUUGGGUGUCCUCAGCAAGGGAGACGUGGUCGUCUGCGUCCAGGGCUGGAGAGGCGGCAUGGGCAACACCAACACCAUGCGCAUUGUGCUCGCCACGGAGGAUCUUGGUCUGGAAGAGGACUCUUAG
This is a messenger RNA of Westerdykella ornata, 1584 nucleotides long. RefSeq names its product pyruvate kinase. The coding region runs from base 1 to 1584 and encodes 527 amino acids. The transcript has 4 exons. Lineage: Eukaryota; Fungi; Ascomycota; Dothideomycetes; Pleosporales; Sporormiaceae. Gene Ontology annotation, biological process: glycolytic process. Gene Ontology annotation, cellular component: cytoplasm. The record is from RefSeq and is a predicted model, not a curated record. Gene Ontology annotation, molecular function: pyruvate kinase activity; potassium ion binding; magnesium ion binding.